Messenger RNA from Prunus persica (peach), 872 nucleotides. RefSeq names its product mavicyanin. The record is from RefSeq and is a predicted model, not a curated record. Lineage: Eukaryota; Viridiplantae; Streptophyta; Magnoliopsida; Rosales; Rosaceae. Gene Ontology annotation, cellular component: plasma membrane. The transcript is spliced from 2 exons. The coding region runs from base 186 to 695 and encodes 169 amino acids. Gene Ontology annotation, molecular function: electron transfer activity.
UACUCCUAACAAUCCUCAGUUUGUUUUUUAACCUUAAGUAACAAACUAAUUCAACUGCAGUGCCUCCCCUCUUUUUAAGUCCAACCCAAUGCCCUCACUUCCUCAUCAAACACUAUCACUUUCUUCUUCCUAGCGCUAGAGAUCAACCAAGCAGAGAGCUCCCUACACAAUCCAAAUUCUACUUCAUGGAACCCUCCAAAGUAGUUCUCUUCUUUUUUCUUCUUUCUACCUUCCAAGUCUUGUUUGUAACUUGCACGAAAUUUGAAGUUGGAGGCAAGAAUGGGUGGGAGGUCCCCAAAUCAAAGAAUGACCAACAAAUGUAUAACCAAUGGGCAUCAGAUAACAGGUUCAAGGUCGAUGACACUCUCCAUUUCAACUACACCAAAGACUCGGUGCUGGUGGUGACCAAGGACGAGUACGAAAAAUGCCAUUCUGCUCAUCCCAUCUUCUUCUCCAACCAUGGUGUGACUGUGUUCACAUUAGACCGGCCUGGUUUGUUCUAUUUCAUUAGUGGGGUUUCUGGGCACUGCGAGAGAGGCCAGAAGAUGAUCAUCAAAGUGUUGGAACCAGCAAGCCCACCUCAAUCUGCUGACCAGAACGAGCAGAAGAAUGAUGCUGCAGUUGCAAUGGCUACCAUCUCUUCUGCAACUCUCAUGUCCUGCAUUAUGUCAUUUGUGGGGGUCCUUUUCUUCUGAAUGCAGUGAUUAGUGAUGGUUACUAUAUUUUCCUUUGCUAUUUUUUCCCAUACCCCUGAUUCUUAAUUAGGUUUUUUCUUUUAGUUUGUUUCCAUUAAUUGGGUCAGUUGAGAUUAAAAGGAGUGUAGGACUGGAACUGAUUGAGAUUAGGAAAUUAUAUUUGUUUGAAGUAUGAUA